GGAAUUUGUCAAAGUGUACGAUCAUGGACUUGUACAUUUAAGCAAGUUAGAUCUGCUUUGUGAAGCAGAAAAACAGUCUAUCCCACCACGAAAAGGCAUGCAUUUCAUUUCGUUUACAGGUAAUGAUAAUGCAAAGUGUUUAUAUUCGCGGGACACAUAUCUUCUGAAUAAGCAUUUCGAUUGUAGAUAUUUUAUCGACAUCAACUAUCGAUCGAGAAUGUGGGUGACAGAGCUUUCGAGAUAACGUAGGUCCUUACAAAGGGACACGACGUUUCGUGCUUUUUUGUCGAGGAAUCUUUCUUCAGCACGAUGUCCCCGACAUAAAAUGAUUCCUAUCGAAUGCAUCAAGUCCCGUUUUUUGUUUGGCCUGUGUAGAUUUCAAGCAGCUUUGGGCUAGUGUGUGAGCGUUUCUGUUACCGUUUUCACGUUGUUCAACGAAAGCGUCUGGUAUUGAGCUGGGAGUGGUAAUUGUCGAUAUCCGAACCAUCAAAUCAAGAGGCUUGACGAACUCCUUACCAAGCAUAAACCGAUAAGGUGUGAAACCUGUCUGGAGAAGGUGUCUCGCCUUCAUGGCAGCAGUCAGCUGCUGAGGAAGUACAUCCAAUGUACGCUUUUGCUAUUCUCCGCGUGACAUCGUAUAACGUGAACACUGGUCCGAUUGUACCUCUCAAUCUGCCCAUUCUUGGAUGGAUAACAUGGUGUUGUCCUUGUCUUGGCUAUCACUAAAAGAUCGCAAACCUUCCUCGUGAUCUUACAAUCUAUGUUCUUCUUUUAAUCAGUUUAGAAAUAUUCCUAAAAGGUGAGAUAACACCAUCGACCAGUGUCAACGUCCCGGUUUACGGGAUCUGAUCCGGCAAGAGAAACACUCAACCGACCUCGCAAACUGGUUCAUCACCAUCAACACAUACUUGUUUUCUCGAUAUGUUACUGGAAAUGAACUAUGUAUGUCUGCAUGAACUUCUUCCAUAGGCGUGAAACUUGCCCAGUAGCGCUUUAGACUGCCUUGGAGAACUCUUCUGGAAGACAACAGGUACCAGUGACGAAUAGGUCGACCGCAGCCUCAUGUCAGGUUCUUCAGGUGCGUUCGACAGUACCGGCGACCAUCGACAACCUACUGUGAAGAUGAGCUACCAAAGGAAUGAUAUAAUGCCCAAUUUUAACAUUUGUGUAGUAGGAAUGGAUGUUAUUCUGAUAAUAUUAUUUUCAGGAACAUGCGCUUCUCUCAAGAUGGAGCGACAAUGGCUUUUAGGAAGAGUCAACCAGACAGGUGGUUCCGGAAGCUGUCACCAAGAGGAGAGAAGUAGAACGAUUAUCCGUGACGUCACGACCGUUGAGAGUACGAUACAGUGCCUCGCUUUAUUGCAGCCCGUUGGCGAAAUGCUUGUAACAUUUAACCGAACAAGUGGUGAAUGUAAACUAGCCAGCAAUAUAACGUCUACAGAGGACGUCUAUAUCCGUGAAGGGUCUCCUCUAGAGAAUAAGCAAUCCAACUGCAGUGAAACAUGGGAAAUAUUGUUCGAGGUGGACGCAGACGGCAGUGUCCUUAACGGUAGCAGAGCUGAUGUGCUGUCUGCCGCGAUAAGAGGCGAUGACAUGAGGAUACACCUGCCACCUGAUGUUUACUUAGAGGUUGACGACAUUAUGAUUAAAGAUGGCGUCGUCUGUGCAGCUUCUCUUUUUGUUCUAUCAAAGAGCAGCUGGGGCACUUUUGUGUCAAACAUGUACUGGAAAUUUGUCAAGGUGUGCGAUCAUGGGCUUGUACAUUUUGGCAAGGUCUACCUUGGCAAAUCAGAAAAUCCAUCAUCUACAUUGCCAAUAGGCAAGCAUUCCAUUUGGUUUACCAGACGAUUGAUGCAAACAGACUCGCAGGUGAACCCUGUGUACUGUAACCAUGCCAACGGAUCUUCGACCUGUGGUAGCCUGUAUGACCUUUUCAAGGCUGCAGAGGAGGGCGCGGGCAUUAGAAUGUUGGAAAACCGAAGUGGAACAUCAAAUUAUAUCUAUUCUGCUGAUCGCAUUGAACUUAUUGAUGAUAGUUGCGGAAUAGCGUCUCAAACUGUUUGGAGAGUUGGGUCAUUGCUGGGACUCUCCGAUUUUAGCCAAUGGUAUACAAGUCCUUUCUACUGGUUUGUGGUAUUGAAAUCAUCAUUUGGUUCCAAAGAAGUUUCUCGUCCGUCCAUCGGAGCUGGUACAAUCUUGACACAAUCGUUUGCAAAUACAUGCGACAAUAAUUGGUUUGCAGACUAUUGUUGGACUCAUAGCUUUUCCCACGGAAAGAAUGGCGAUGAAACUCUUGGUUCCAAACAAGAACUAAUGGACAUGUUAAACCAAGGCAGGAGGAUUCGAAUUGUAUUUGACAGUUAUGUAAUGAAUGCAGAUAACAUUGCCAUUAACAACGGUAUUGUCACUGCUCAGCUACUGAGCCAGGUUGUAUCAUCGACAGAAACUCAACAGAAUGUAGGCAAUGUCAUAUCUAAACUGGUCAGAAUAUCGACAAAUGGAGAUAUAUUUACAGACCUCUACCAUCGUGGUACCUCCCUGAAGGCGGGGUAUGAUAAAUCGACCACGGCUGCUCAGUGGUUUGUUGACACAAGACAAUGGCGUCUAGUUCUUGGUACUGGUACAAGUGGAUCUGCUAUUGAAGGAUCGAAGCUUGAUUUAGCAAAAGCUGUUCGAGCCGGAUCAAGAUUGCGAUGUAUCGUUAAACUAUCGGCUACAGAAAGACUCAUCGUGACCGCAGAUAACAUCGAAGUGAGUACCGAUGGUAACGUUGCAGCUCAGGUUUUUCGUUUGAUGGAAUUCGACGACAAUGACACCAACUUUAUUCCAUUUUGGAGAAUUUUGAUUCUAACGACAAAUAGCGAGAUGAAGGAGACACGUUGGACGAUCGGUGAACAUCAACAUAGAGGUGACAAUGUAGCUAAUCACCCUAUGGACUGAUAUGUUGACUAAAUUCAAGAAUUUAAAAUGCCAGCAUUGAUAGGACUGACACAUCAGGCAAAUUUAUUUGACCAUCGCUUAUGUCUUGGUUACAAUAUUAUUAAUAGUAUUUUUUGUGAUAUUACUUAAUUUACGUUAUAACAAACAUUGUAUAUAUCUUAUGUAUAU
Pecten maximus is the source of this 3108-nucleotide messenger RNA. RefSeq lists its product as uncharacterized. NCBI's taxonomy places the organism in Eukaryota, Metazoa, Mollusca, Bivalvia, Pectinida, Pectinidae. The transcript is spliced from 5 exons. The coding region runs from base 1063 to 2940 and encodes 625 amino acids. The record is from RefSeq and is a predicted model, not a curated record.